AAAGAUGUAUGAAGUUAAAGAUUAUUUAAGUUAAAAAAAAAUAUUUGUCUCAUGUUGUUUAAUAUUCAAUAAAUCAGCAUUUUAUUGUUACAUGUCAUUUAGUUAAUAUACUGUUAAUAGCUGCCUCUGAUAUAUGGUGGAGAUAUCAACAGGAAGGAAGUGAGCCGGGAUCAAAAUGGCCAUAGUUAGGCAUUUUUUAUUGUACAUACAGCACCGAGUGAAGUAAACCUGUACCCUCAAAGGUUGCCAUGGUGGAGGUACAGCUGGAGCCGGAUCAUAAGUAUCCCCCAGGGCUGCUCAUAGCCUUCAGUGCCUGCACUACGGUUCUGGUUGCAGUACACCUCUUUGCCCUCAUGAUCAGCACCUGCAUCCUCCCUAAUCUUGAAGCUGUCAGCAACGUUCACAACCUCAACUCCGUCAACGAGUCUCCCCACGAGCGCAUGCACCGCCACAUAGAACUGGCCUGGGCUUUCUCCACAGUCAUCGGCACCCUCCUCUUCCUGACAGAGGUAAUGCUCUUGUGCUGGGUGAAGUUCUUACCCCUCAAAAAUAACACAGAAGAAAAGAAUGGCACCAUAAGUUCCGGUGAGGCUGCAGCCAUCGCUUCAACUUGCAUCAUGGUGCCAUUUGGAAUUGUUUUUAUUGUGUUUGCCGUCCACUUUUACCGCACACUCGUCAGCCACAAAACGGACCGACAGAUCCGAGAGCUGGAGCAGGUCAUCCGGCUCCAGAACCAGCUGGACCACAGGGCUGAGAACGACGACCUGAAGGCAGCUGUUCAUUUCCCUUGAUUAUAGUCAGUCAGCACACAACAACAGCAGACAUUCAGCUGUGCUUUUAUUGUGAAAUUUCAUCUUAAAGCUGUAUUUUUAAUGUUUAUGAACUAUAUGCUCAGAUGCCUUUUUCAAAAUUGCAAGUUUCAUCUGUCAAGCUCUGCAGGUUUCAACUCAGUCCACUUUUGGAUAACACAUGUUCCCAAACUUCUACACAUUAUAUACAAGGAAAAUGGUUUUACUUCUAACUUGAAAGUAUAUCAUUUGCUCUCAGGCGCUGACAUUUCAGUGGCUUGCAGAAUGACAAGUCAUAUCGCAUUGUAACAUUACACAUUUUAAGGCUAAAGUCUCUAAAGGACUUCACGUUGGCGCUUGAGUGCAUUGGAGUGAUAUGCAUUUGUUUAGCUUUUUUAUAAAGGUAAAUAGGUGGCUACUGGUUUUACAGGACAACUGUAUUAUAUAGUAAUGAAUAAUAAGUUUCUGUUUAGAUGUAAACAACAAUAGAAAAGAGGACUUAAUAUCAACCACAGUUGUAGAGUCUGGGUCAAACUGAAGAUCCAUAUCAGAUCCAAACAAUAACAGUAAAUUGAAAAGUGCCUUUCCUUGUUUGAAUGUGACUCAACAAGGCCACAACUUCUUUUCAGUAGUCAUUUAAAUGAUGUCUGCAGCAAAGGCUGGUUUUAGUUCAGGUAGAAACUCAAGUGGUGCUGUUCUUUCUGUGGUUUUCUUUCAGUAAUUUGCUGGUCUAUUUAAGUUGUCAAACUUCAGAGUUUAUUCUGUGCUGCUUAUGGAGGUAUACUGUAAAACUCGUCACCACUGCAGCAUCCACCUUUUGCCUUAAUAGCCUUGUGAUUUGAUUUGAUUUCUGCUGUUCUUACAUGUGCCUGGCUUUAAAUGAGGCUUUGUAGGGAGCAUUACCAAGCCUUUAUUGUCAAUACAGUUGUUCAUAUUUAAAAUGUGAAUUGUCAGAAUGAAAUAUCAAUAACAUUAGAAUCACUGACUGCUUUCUUCAAAACCAAAAUUAUGGAACAAGUUGCAUCGUUUUAAAACAUUUACUAGUCCUUAGUGCUUUGGUUUGGUGGACAAACAUGUCCUUCCUCAUUGGACUGAAAGGUUGCUUGAGGGAACGUUUUAUUUUGCCCUAGUUACGGUUGUUUUGGGCUUUGUCAAAUCCCUGCCCCUUUCCUUCUCCCUUACGAACAUUUUUCAGUCUUCUGAACAAUCAAAAUUUUAUUAUUUGCAUAACCCUCAUUUUGAAGCGUGCAUAGGAAAAUUAAGACUUGUUUAGGUCUUUAAUAAAACAAAUGGGACAAAUUAAUGUUAACAUCCAACAGUAUUUGUGUGCAAUCUGAGGCAACAGGAACCUUUCUUAAAAAUAAAUGCUGGUCAGUGAAUGCUUUUAACCAAAGUGUGUUAUUGCAGUGCACAUACGGUAUUUUUAUAGCAAGAGUUUGUUGGGAAUCAAAAUUAAUAUUUAAGAGCAACAUUUUGAGCCUGAUGGUCUGUGUUUAAGCCUCAUUUUUCUUCUUUCAGAGGAGUCAUGGUCUUGUAAAAUCAAUCUCGGGUAAAAAAAAAAAAAAAAAACGAGAAAUUUGUUUGAUUUCAUGUUGCAUUUGCAAUUCUAACAUAUUGUAAUCCAAAAAUAAGUUAUUGGUUUCAAAGAAGUAUUGUUUAAUGUAUUAUUACAAAGCAUGCAUGUAUUUGAAAUGUUGUGUAUACAUUUUUUUUUUGUACUUUUCAUAGUUUACAAGCUUGAGCAUGUUCACACAUUGUCUAGAUUACAGAUUUGUGUGGAAUAUACUGCAGGGUUCGGUUUUUUUGUCCUGUGGCACAUUGUUGAAUUGUUUUACGUGGGUUUGACCAUUUUCUUCACUUUUCUUUUUGUCUUUACUUAAAAAUUGGUACAAAACUCAAAUGAAGAAAUGUGCAAACAUUUAGGGCUGGAUGGCAAUUCAUUAUUAUCAGUUAUUCUCUCAUGUGAAGCUGUCAUGAUAGAAUUUCAGUAUCAGUAUAUCAUAUCCCUAAAUAUGUUGAAUUAGCAAAAUCUUACACAACUUGAGAUUUUAAAUAUUUGAGAAUAAUUAUAUUUUGUAUUUAGGCCUUUGGUCAACAAACAGUGCAACCAUUUUUAAUCCAUUUGAUGAACGUGAGUUUGCAUUUUUAUCGUGAUUUAUUGAAUUCUUAACUGAAUAUUGUGACAUACUGUAUUAUACAAAGGUAGCACUAUGGUCGCUAUUCCAAUAUCAGUUUUGUCUUUUUUUCACCACCCCCUACACAUGGUUCAUGAUGAGUCAUGGUAAAGUAAUAGUUUCUUUAGACCACAAGCUCCCUAAAUUUGCAUUGGAAUUGUCCUGACCAGAUGAUAAUAUCUCUGGGACACAUAGCAGAGAACGAGGAGCCACAAGGAGUUAGUAACAUACAGACUGUUUAGUAAAAUGAUGGUGAUUCUUUAAUACUUUUUUUUUUUUUUUUUUUUUUUAAACGGAUUUUAAAAAAAGGGGUUUAUGCUGGUCAACUGCACACACACUGGGACACUUCUGAUAGGAAUAUUCUACAUGUGCCUUCUUUAAAAACAGCUCAGUGCAAGUAAGGCAUGCUUCGUGGUGGUUUUUGUGGUUUAUUUGUUUAACCCAGUGUAUGUUACUGUAUAUAGAGAAGUACCACUGUUUGUGUGAAUGCACAGCUUCAAAGUGAUUUAUCAGCAAAUAUUGUAUUUUUAAGUGUAAUUUAUGUGUGCUGUUAGCAGCUCAAGAAACUGCAGCUCUUUAAUCUGGUAACAUACACCAGGACUCUUGUUGCCAGUCUGAAUAAAAUACA
Xiphias gladius (swordfish) is the source of this 3590-nucleotide messenger RNA. RefSeq names its product calcium release-activated calcium channel protein 1-like. Gene Ontology annotation, cellular component: membrane. The record is from RefSeq and is a predicted model, not a curated record. Gene Ontology annotation, molecular function: store-operated calcium channel activity. The transcript has 2 exons. Gene Ontology annotation, biological process: store-operated calcium entry. The coding region runs from base 249 to 791 and encodes 180 amino acids. Lineage: Eukaryota; Metazoa; Chordata; Actinopteri; Istiophoriformes; Xiphiidae.